UGUGGGGAUUUAGUGCUGGAAUCUGAAGUGGUGUCUAGUUCAUGCUGAAUCUUUCAAUUCAAAGAUGAUAAUAUGAUGAAUGAAGGAAUCUGAUGGGAGAUUAGUGCAAUAAUUGAUGAUUGUGCUCAAAACUCAAUUCUUAUAAGGAUUUGUAAAUCCAUGGGCGUCGUCCGAAGACCAACUCUACAUCGUUGACUUCUCUCUUUCCCGCGGCUUUGGCCGCCCCUAAUGGAAACGCAUAAAGUAUCAAUAAUAAACAAUAAGGAUUCAGACGAGAGCUCCUUCUCCGCGUAACUUCGCCGCAGAAACCACGCAUCUCUUUUUCUCUCUCCGCAUAUAUUCUCCCCGUUUCUCCUUUUGCCUUGUUACAACAAUCGAUUAAGGCAGGGAGAGGAAAAGCUAAACGUCGAAUCAAACUGCUCUUGAGAACUCGCUAAUUAUCGAUGGAGGUCGAAGGUUUUCAAGCUCAAUUCCUUCCCACAGAUCGAAGAUUCGAUGCCUUAGGUGACCUUAGGGUUCUUCCUGAUGAAAUUCUCUGCGCUAUAUUGACCUCUCUCACUCCUCGCGAUGUCGCUCGCCUCUCUUGCGUUAGCAGUGUGAUGUACAUUUUAUGCAAUGAAGAACCACUAUGGAUGAACCUCUGCCUCAACAAUAUAAAUGGCCCACUUAAGUAUGAUUUAGGUUGGAAGAAUACAACAUUAAAACACUUAGACUUGCUGAAGGAAAGUCAUGAACCUCGACAAAUGGUGCUGAGAUCAGAUGGGUUCAAUUCACUGUUCCUUCUUAGAAGAUACUACAGGUGCCAUACCACUUUGGCUGGUUUCUCUUUUGACCAGGGAAAUGUGGAAAGGAAGGAGGAUAUUUCACUAGAGAAUUUUCAGGAUGAGUUUGAUGGAAAGAAACCGGUUUUGCUUACUGGCUUGGCUGAAAGUUGGCCUGCAAGGCAUAUGUGGACAGUUGACAAGCUAAUAAAGAAUUAUGGUGACACAACUUUAAGGAUCUCUCAGAAGAGUGCCAAGAAAAUCAGCAUGAAAUUUAAGGACUAUGCCUCAUACAUGAAUAAUCAACAUGAUGAAGAUCCUCUAUAUAUUUUUGAUGAUAAGUUUGGUGAGGUUGCACCAGGGUUGUUGGAGGACUACAGCGUCCCUCAUCUGUUUAAAGAAGAUUAUUUUGACGUACUGAGUUUAGAAAAUCGGCCUGCUUUCAGAUGGCUCAUAAUUGGACCAGAGAGGUCUGGAGCCUCUUGGCAUGUUGAUCCUGCUCUUACUAGUGCCUGGAACACUCUUCUAUGUGGCCGUAAAAGGUGGGCACUAUAUCCUCCAGGAAGGGUACCUCUUGGAGUGACUGUACAUGUGAAUGAAGAAGACGGUGAUGUCAAUAUCGAUACUCCACCAUCACUGCAGUGGUGGCUGGACUUUUAUCCACUUCUUGCUGAUGAAGACAAACCUAUAGAGUGUACCCAACUGCCUGGCGAGACUAUAUUUGUACCCAGUGGAUGGUGGCACUGUAUAUUAAAUCUGGAAACCACUAUUGCCGUAACUCAGAAUUUUGUGAAUUCAAAGAACUUUGAAUUUGCAUGCCUUGAUAUGGCUCCUGGUUAUCAACAUAAAGGAGUUUGCCGAGCUGGAAUGCUUGCCCUUGAGGAUGGGGAUGAUGGAAUGCUUAUGGACAGCUCAGACAUAGCUAGGGAAGGAAAAAGAAUGAGAAUGUGCAAAACUUCAGAGGAGAAAAUCCAUCAUGACACAAGUAGGACCAACGGAAAAUACAAUUCUUCUCGAGAUAACUUUGCUUAUGACAUCAACUUCCUAGAGAUGUUUUUGGAUAAAAAUAAGAACCAUUAUAGUUCUCCUUGGAGCUCGGGUAACUGCUUUGGACCGCGAGAAAUGAGAGAGUGGUUAUACAAGCUUUGGGUGGGAAAACCAGGAAUGAGAGACCUAAUAUGGAAGGGUGCCUGCAUUGCACUGAGUGCAGAUAGAUGGCAUGAAUGCUUGAAAACAAUUUGUCCCUUCCAUGGGUUACCAGUCCCUACAGAUGAUGAAAGGUUUCCUAUAGGCAUGGGCAGUAAUCCUGUGUAUCUCAUUGCUGAUAAUGUAGUUAAACUCUAUGUUGAAGGAGGGUUUGAAGCAUGUCUUUAUGCUUUAGGAACGGAGCUUGAAUUCUACAGUCUUCUAUGCAAAGUUAAAUCCCCCCUUGUAAAUCACAUACCUCUUGUUGUGGGAAGCGGGUUUAUAUAUAUGGAGAAUGAAUCAUAUAAAAUAGUAUCGUGGAAUGGAAGAGGUAUUCCUGAAAUGAUAACAAACACAGUGAUUUCCGAGCAGUCAUCUGAAGAUGAAUUUCCUUUUGGAGUAUGGAAUAGAAGUAAAUAUCUAUGUAGAGAAGCAGGAACAUCACUGUAUGAAUCAAGUCAUGAUGGUGAAUACCCAAAUAUAUGGCCCUAUAUUAUCACCAAAAGAUGCAAAGGAAAAAUAUUUGCUGAUUUGAGGGAUACACUUUCAUCAAAAGAUACUUUGAAUUUAGCUUCUUUUCUUGGAGAACAACUUCAUAACCUUCAUGUGCUACCUUGCCCUUCCUUACAUCCUUCAACUUUAAAUCACAGUUCCAAUGAUACCUUUAACAUAGCACCGGAAUGGAUGUUAUUCAUUCAUACAUUAGACCAGAGAAAGACUGAUGUCUCUACCCGAUUGAAAAAAUGGGGUGAUCCAAUUCCCAGCUUUCUCAUAGCUAAAGCCGAAGAGUACCUUCCCACUGAUUUGACUCAGUUGCUGAACUUAUCCAAGGAUGGGAAGGUUAGUAGACCAUGCUCCUGGAUACAUUCUGACAUAAUGGACGACAAUAUACAUAUGGAAGAAGAAGGUUCCGCAAGUUCUUGCCCAUUGAAUGGCAAUAUUGAUAAUAACGUGGAGGAGCAAACAUCAUGGAGACCUAGUUUCAUUCUUGAUUUUAGUGAUCUUUCUAUAGGUGAUCCCAUUUUUGAUAUAAUUCCAAUCUAUCUCGAUGUCUUUCGUGGAGAUCCUUAUCUUCUAAAAAGGCUUUUAGACAGCUACAAACUUCCAUUAUCAAUAUCCUCGUCGUGUGAUCAGUCAGCCAAGGAUAAGUUUGGACGACUCUCUUAUGUAGCCAUGUGUUAUUGUAUUUUGCAUGAAGAUAAUAUAUUGGGGGCAAUCUUUAGCAUGUGGAAGGAACUUAGAGAAGCAAAAUCAUGGGAGGAAGUUGAAGAAAGAGUAUGGGGAUAUUUAAAUGAAUAUAAAGCUCUCAAUAAUUGAUAAAUCAUCUUCUUCCAUUAAUUCUUUUUUCCAUGUAUUAUUUUAUUUAUUUACAUUAUUAGUCUGAAUAAAUGCCUCCUUAUAUGAACCUU
Impatiens glandulifera is the source of this 3355-nucleotide messenger RNA. Its product is annotated as F-box protein At1g78280. Bases 444 to 3263 code for a protein of 939 amino acids. The record is from RefSeq and is a predicted model, not a curated record. Gene Ontology annotation, cellular component: cytoplasm. Lineage: Eukaryota; Viridiplantae; Streptophyta; Magnoliopsida; Ericales; Balsaminaceae. The transcript is spliced from 16 exons. Gene Ontology annotation, molecular function: protein binding.